Rhipicephalus sanguineus (brown dog tick) is the source of this 291-nucleotide messenger RNA. Its product is annotated as isatin hydrolase. The record is from RefSeq and is a predicted model, not a curated record. NCBI's taxonomy places the organism in Eukaryota, Metazoa, Arthropoda, Arachnida, Ixodida, Ixodidae. The coding region runs from base 1 to 291 and encodes 96 amino acids. The transcript has a single exon. Gene Ontology annotation, molecular function: arylformamidase activity.
AUGGGACUGGACGAGAAUGGAGACCGACACUUUCCCUCCCUCGCUCCUGAUGCGGCAACCUUUUUGACAAGCGAGCGGAGUCCGUACGGGAUCGGUCUGGACGGGCCUUCACUGGAUCACUAUCCGGAGCUAACUGUUCACAAGAUCCUCGCCGCUGCUAGCUUGUACACUACAGAGAACUUGGCCUGCCUCUCGCGUGUGCCGGCUAAGGGGGCAACGGCUGUCAUCCUUCCCAUGAAGAUACUCGGAGCCAGCGGCGCCCCCGUCCGCGUUGUCGCUACUUUACCCUGA